UAAGCCAGUGUUUUGUGGUGGCGGUAAGACAUCAUAUGGAGCAUGGAGGAAAAGAGCACCUAGUUCAUAGCUGUUUCUGUUUUCCAGUUGAUUAAAGUGCUUUGAAACUGAUGCCUGAGGAACUGACCAGGUGACAUCAUCAUAACACAUAUUAGUUGUGGCUGAAGCCGCAGAAGCCUUGAAAGCUGCUUGAAAUGAAGUGGAACAGAUUGCAAUGGACAACAGGGAGGAUAUUCGGAUCUUGCUGACCUGGUCUGGACAGUUAUCGAGGGUUUCUGGAGAGCAGACAUGUCUCUGAGGCAAAUCUUCCAAAGGAUUGUGGCGUGACAAGGUGUGUGAAGAUUCCAAUGUGAGGUGGAUUAAUGAAGCUGCAGCAAUGGGAUGCAGUUCAUCUGCUGCUAUAGAGAAGCAUUCACAACAGUUGGACGAAGCCGUUAAGGCCGCCACACUUAUUCAGCAGUGGUAUCGCGGUCAUUCUGCACGGAUGGAGAUGAAACAACGUUACACAUGGAGCAUUUUUCAAUCCAUUGAGAAUGCUGGAGAGCAGGACCAACUGCAGCUGUCGCAGUUCUUCACUUUUCUGAUGGACUAUUAUAUCCAUCAUUGUGCAGAGAUGAAAACGACAAAAUACAGUGUAUUUUCCCAUCUAUUACAUCCAUCACAGGGUUCGAGUGACAGGAGAGCGUUAGACCACAUGCCCGAAGUUACCAAAGUUCCCAGUUCCUAUACGGGACCACAAAUUUCGUUUCCUCUUAAAGUUUCAGAUGUCAGUACUUUGCUGAAAGCAUUCAAACAAGGGAAACAGCUUCACAGUUGGUAUGUGCUACAGCUUCUGCAGGCGACCAAGAACAUUUUGAAAACAUUGCCAAACAUUAACCGACUUUCAACCCAUUACUCCAAGGAUAUAACAGUUUGUGGAGAUUUACAUGGGCACCUGGAUGAUCUGCUUCUAAUAUUCCACAAGAAUGGCUUUCCUAUGCCAGAGAAACUGUACGUGUUUAAUGGAGACUUUGUUGACAGAGGGGAAAAUUCCGUGGAGGUUAUAAUUAUCCUGUUUGCAUUUUUACUGAUCUAUCCAAACGAUGUCCAUUUAAACAGAGGAAAUCAUGAAGAUUAUGUUAUGAAUAUAAGGUAUGGUUUUAAAAAAGAAGUUUUGAAUAAGUACAAGUUACAAGGGCAAAAAAUCCUUCAGGCUUUCCAAGAUGUGUUCAGAUGGCUGCCACUGGCAACAAUUAUUGACUCAAGGGUGCUGGUGGUCCAUGGUGGGAUCUCGGACACAACUGACCUGGGGUUCCUGGCUUCAUUACAAAGAUAUAGGUUUAAAUCUCUACUCAGGAUGCGUAAAACUAUAUCAAAGGCUGAAGAAGCCUGUUUAAAGCAAGAAAUAUCAAAGAUGCUUGGCAGUGAAGUGCCGCUGGAUGACCCUAACUACAAUAAAUCGACACCUGGAAUGGCACCAUCUUCAUCAUCUCUCUCGAUGCCAACUAUAAGUGAAUCUCAUAGUGAUCAACAAAGCUUGAUUGAAGAUGGCAUAUUGUCAAGCUAUUCAGAGCAACAGCCGGAUCAAAUGGUGAAUGAUAACAAGCACCAGGUGACUCAGAAUGAUCAGUACAGUGUCACCGGAAUUUUAGACCUGCCCUUCCUGGAUGAGGAGAUGGCAACGAGAGAAGAGCUGGAGUGGAAGCAGAUUGCAGACAUUCUUUGGAGUGACCCUAGAAGCAAAGCUGGUUGCUUCCCCAAUUCAAUCCGAGGAGGAGGCUGUUACUUUGGUGAAGAUGUAACAACAAAGUUGUUCAGAAAGUAUAAGUUAAAGUUACUCAUAAGAUCACAUGAGUGCAAACAGGAUGGCUAUGAAGUGUGUCACCAUGGAAAGGUUAUCACCAUAUUUUCUGCCUCUAAUUAUUAUGAAAUGGGCAGCAAUCAAGGAGCAUAUAUCAAACUUGGUCCUGAUUUGGUUCCUCGGUUUGUCAAAUAUCGGUCUAAUAAAUCUACAAAGAAGCUGACUCUUCAACAAAGAGUGAAUGUGGGUGAAGAAACUGCCCUGAAAGCGUUGCGUGAAAAUCUGUUUAUAUAUCAAUCUGAAAUUAUUACUGCCUGCAGAAGCUUCGAUCCGGGUAAUACAGGGGGGAUUUCAUCCAGUGAAUGGGCCUCGGCUGUGGAAUCGGUUCUACAUUUAAAUCUACCCUGGAGGACCUUGCGGCCUAGACUGGCAAAGAUCAAAGCUAAUGGAAGUGUGGAUUACCUCUCCACCUUUCGAGAUCUUCAGUUCAAGCAACCCCUGAACGAGGCUCAGCCAGGUUUGAUUGAAGCCGUGUACAGGCAUCGUGCAGAUCUGGAAAUCGUUUUUGGAAUGAUUGAUAAAGAUCACACAGGAUUGAUCUCCAUGGAGGAAUUCCAGCAAACCUGGAAACUCUUCUGUUACCAUAGAAACAUCCGUGUGGAUGAUAGCUCUAUGGAUGACCUGGCCCGGAGCAUUGACUUCAACAAUGAUGGCUUCAUAGACUUCAAUGAAUUUCUGGAGGCAUUCCGCCUGGUGCAGAUAGACAAUGAAUGAAAUUGUACAGUGACUGUAAAUACUGAGGAAGAGCAAUUGCCUGAAAAGCAGUUUGCCGAACUUCAGAUUUAGUCCCUUUGACAUUUUCAAGUUAAUGUAACUGUAAUAUAAAUAUAAUUCUUGUAAUAAAAAGGUUGAUUCAGUCCAGAA
Molecule: messenger RNA, 2704 nt
Organism: Amblyraja radiata (thorny skate)
Lineage: Eukaryota; Metazoa; Chordata; Chondrichthyes; Rajiformes; Rajidae
Gene: ppef1
Product: protein phosphatase, EF-hand calcium binding domain 1
Exons: 17
Coding region: 377-2554 (725 amino acids)
Biological process (GO): detection of stimulus involved in sensory perception
Molecular function (GO): phosphoprotein phosphatase activity; iron ion binding; manganese ion binding
Source: RefSeq, a predicted model, not a curated record